AUGGCUGGUGGCGAAAUCUCAGAACGCCCUGACAUUUGCAAGGACGUUCUGAAGACUCCCCCUCGAAGAAGAGCAGAACGGCUUGCAUGUGGAUUGCCAGCCUAUGUCAACUGUCAGUUGGAUGGUCUUGAUAAUCCGGCUCCAAGGGAGAUUCCCCAGGUGGAAGAACCUAUGAGGGCCCGGCCUCCGAAUCUGCAGCCAAAGCCACCACACGCUGCCCCAGGAGCUUUUGAGAUACCCGCGGAGCUUCUGACCUACCCGAUCCCUCCGCAGAUUGUCGUGGGAUUGGCGCAAGAGAGCUUCAACAGGUGGCUGAACAACAUCUCCACCGAGAUCAGCCACAAGAACCGGGAUGUAGGUCCGUUGUACAUUGAUGAGUUCGACCUUCAAAGCCUUCGUGACAGGCGAAAACUUAGAUUUUCUAGCUGCCAGGCCUAG
Molecule: messenger RNA, 438 nt
Organism: Durusdinium trenchii
Lineage: Eukaryota; Dinophyceae; Suessiales; Symbiodiniaceae
Source: the annotation of a GenBank genome assembly